Colletotrichum destructivum is the source of this 312-nucleotide messenger RNA. RefSeq lists its product as uncharacterized. NCBI's taxonomy places the organism in Eukaryota, Fungi, Ascomycota, Sordariomycetes, Glomerellales, Glomerellaceae. The transcript has a single exon. The coding region runs from base 1 to 312 and encodes 103 amino acids. The record is from RefSeq and is a predicted model, not a curated record.
AUGGCGCUGUACCAGCAGCAGCAGCAACAGGAGGAGUGUGGCCGGGGCCCGAAGCACGAGGGCGACGAGGAGGUGCGGUCGGUGCAGGCCCCCCCCGUGCAGGUCCUGGCCCAGGCCCGGCAGACCCAGGGCCAGGUGCGGUCCCAUUUCGUCCAGUUCCAGGGUGUCGUUGCUGGACGUGUCCCUGCUGCUGCUGCUGCUGCUGCUGUCGCUCUCGCUGGUGCUGUUGCUGUUGGAGCUGCUGUGACUGCUGCGCCUGUGCAGUCAGCGACAACGGCAUGUUGGAGCGCCCUGCAGCUUCCCCUCCCGUAG